AUGGGUCGACAGAAGGAGCUGGUGAACCGCUGCGGGGAGAUGCUCCACAUCCGCUACCGGCUGCUCCGCCAGGCGCUGGCCGAGUGCCUGGGAACCCUCAUCCUGGUGAUGUUCGGCUGCGGCUCCGUGGCCCAGGUUGUGCUCAGCCGGGGCACCCACGGCGGUUUCCUUACCAUCAACCUGGCCUUUGGCUUUGCCGUCACCCUGGGCAUCCUCAUCGCUGGCCAGGUCUCCGGGGCCCACCUGAACCCUGCGGUGACCUUUGCCAUGUGCUUCCUGGCGAGAGAGCCCUGGAUCAAGCUGCCCAUCUACACCCUGGCCCAGACCCUGGGAGCCUUCCUGGGCGCUGGGAUCGUGUUCGGGCUGUACUAUGAUGCCAUCUGGGCCUUUGCCGACAACCAGCUUAUAGUCUCGGGCCCCAACGGGACCGCUGGCAUCUUUGCUACCUACCCUUCCGGACACUUGGACAUGGUCAAUGGCUUCUUCGACCAGUUCAUCGGCACCGCCUCCCUCAUCGUGUGCGUGCUGGCCAUUGUGGACCCCUACAACAACCCCGUCCCCCGGGGCCUGGAGGCCUUCACCGUGGGCCUGGUGGUUCUGGUCAUCGGCACCUCCAUGGGCUUCAACUCCGGCUACGCUGUCAACCCCGCCCGGGACUUCGGCCCCCGCCUCUUCACCGCCAUCGCCGGCUGGGGCUCGGAGGUGUUCACGACCGGCCGCCAGUGGUGGUGGGUGCCCAUCGUCUCCCCGCUCCUGGGCUCCAUCGCGGGCGUCUUCGUGUACCAGGUCAUGAUCGGCUGCCACCUGGAGCAGCCGCCACCCUCCACCGAGCAGGAGAACGUCAAGCUGGCCCACGUGAAGCACAAGGAGCAGGUCUGA
This is a messenger RNA of Pipistrellus nathusii (Nathusius's pipistrelle), 879 nucleotides long. The record is from the annotation of a GenBank genome assembly. NCBI's taxonomy places the organism in Eukaryota, Metazoa, Chordata, Mammalia, Chiroptera, Vespertilionidae.